Molecule: messenger RNA, 2031 nt
Organism: Acaulospora colombiana
Lineage: Eukaryota; Fungi; Glomeromycota; Glomeromycetes; Diversisporales; Acaulosporaceae
Source: the annotation of a GenBank genome assembly
AUGAAUGAUCUUGGCAAGAACAUAACAUUUAAUAUCAAACCUCCUGACCAUUUUUAUCUUUCAUUCUACAGGAAGAAUUUGACCCAAUUAUCGCACGACGUGAUAAGGUCACCACCCCAUUUCCAGAUAGACGAUAUCAAGUGUUUUACCACAAUUGAUGGCGGAUUUGGCGUGGCCUACUCGGUUAGUUUAGAUGCCCAGUCUGUUGCAACCAACACAUCCUUUCCGACCCCCAUCACAGCUCAAGUUUUUAUGACGUCGAUGCGUCUUGGUGAACGAAACUUUUCCACAUCUGCUAUAAUCUACGAAACCACCUACCCGCGAGCCAAGAUUUCCAUCCGUUCCUGUCAACAGAAUCAUGUGAACCAACCGGGUUAUGCGUGCUUCAUUCGCGUUAGGGCUGCGGCGAAUGCAACUGCUCGUACAUCGUCACUGGACUUUUGGCAAAUGAUUUCAUUCUAUUCUACCGGAACACUUAUCUCUACCCUAGGUUUGGCCAGUAAUUUAGUCAAUGUUACGUCCGGUGUCAUAUUGAUAAGAUAUACCAGUGCCACUUCCCUAUAUUACGGUGGAUUCUUGAUGACUGGAACAAACCAAGUUGGAUACUUGCAAGGUUCAGUUUACGAUAAGGACGGAAGUUUUGUACAAGAUUGGGGCAUAGAUUCGUUAAAUGGGACAAGGUUUGACAUCAUGGAUAAUAAUACAAUAUGGGCAGCUGUGCCUUCUCAGAAUAACCUGGGUGGUUCUUGGGAAUUGUAUUUUAGCGACAUACCUCCUCUGGUUGACAAUGUUUUGCCGUGCACCUUUAAUCAACAAGGGCAAACAUAUCUUGUGAUAGUUGACGGAAACUUCGUGAAGUUGGAUGAAUUCGAUGAACCUUUGCUCGGCGUAAAGAAUGGAACUUGGAUAUUUAAAACGGAGUCCGGAAAUGAUAACCCUUUCACAGACGACAUAGAUGUUAUUAUCCGCCUGUCCGCCGACACUUCGGCAUUUUUCGUUGCCCAAAAUGUUGACGACGAACGCAAAUUUUUAAAUGAAAUGUUGACUUCGUUUUCGGAAGCGAUUCCUGUGAACGCAUCGAGAUUAUCUAUAUCAAACCGUUUUCAAUUUGACGGAGAUAGCCAGAGUUCACAAAUUCUAUUGAAGAUGACGAUCAAAUCUACUCAAGAUCCGUCACAAGUGAACAGUAUGCAGAUAUAUCAGGACAUGAGUGUGUUGGUAACUAACAAGAGCAUAACUAGUUUAAUGUUUUAUAAUAGUACUGCAUCUUUGGAUUCGGAUUAUGGCGUCGUGAUUUUACGUGGGUUUCGGAUGUGUACCAUGCAUGUUUUCGAUUUUCAGGCAAAUCUAUGGCAAGAAUAUAGAUAUCAGUUCGCAGGCGUAAUUUGCGCUUUUUUUGUGUGUCUCGUGAUCGCAUUCCUGGCGCACAAUAGAUACCCGCAGGGGAAAAGCAUGUCAUUAUUUAAAUUCAUUCUGGUUAUGACCGAUUUUGCCUUGGACAUCGUCUUCCUUUUCGGUCGCGUUCAAGAUGUCCCAAGCUUGUAUACUCCAUAUUCCAAAGCAGCGAGAUUUAAAAUAUUCCGAGCACCAUUUACUCCCACCGCCGAAAGGUGGAUAUAUUUGGGAAGUCUUGUGAGUUUAAUGUUAGAAGAUAUUCCACAGUUGGUGGUAUUGUCUAUAUAUUUACACGAAGUCUUGGUAUACAGGUUCAGCCCUUUAUUGACAAUACUCACAUGCUCCCUCAUAAUACUCGCAAACCUAAUUGGUCGAACGUACGAUUGCUUAAUCUGCAUGCAACUCCGACAGGAUGCCGUGGAAGAAACCUCAAUCCAGGAGGAAGGUGAUAAUGGCUCCUCGAGUGAUAGUGGCAGAAGGAAAAGGAGGCACCCUCAUUUCCUUAGCGGGUUUGUACCCGUCCUACCUCGAUCAAAAGCCAUGGAAAGACGAAGCAGCAGUGGUGUUAUUCAAGGCCAAACGCUUUUAUCACCUCUGUCAAGUGAUUCCGGAGUUGGAAGCGCGAGGAUCUCUUAA